Molecule: messenger RNA, 2330 nt
Organism: Ornithodoros turicata
Lineage: Eukaryota; Metazoa; Arthropoda; Arachnida; Ixodida; Argasidae
Gene: CPT2
Product: carnitine O-palmitoyltransferase 2, mitochondrial-like
Exons: 13
Coding region: 111-2114 (667 amino acids)
Biological process (GO): fatty acid beta-oxidation
Cellular component (GO): mitochondrion
Molecular function (GO): carnitine O-palmitoyltransferase activity
Source: RefSeq, a predicted model, not a curated record
UUUGUCGCCGCCUCGAAUGAGGAAAUAGCUGCAGUACUAGAGAUUGCAGAACAUUUGAGCUGUAUUUGUUGUUGAUCUCCAUAACGUUCGAGUGCAGACGACAACAUCAAAUGGCAGCCUGCAGACUGGUUCAACGUUCCCGAGGCACUUUAAAUAAUCACCGUCCUUUCGGUCAAUUCGAAAGACUAUGUUCGACGAAAACGUACGAUGUCUCUUCAGCGGAUUACCAGUACCUCCAACGCAGCAUUGUGCCUACCAUGCACUUUCAAAAGUCGCUGCCGAGAUUGCCGAUUCCGGAACUUGAAAAAACCUGUCAGCGGUACCUCGCUGCUCUGCAGCCUAUUCUUAACGCUGACGAGUAUGAGAGAUCCCAGAAAGUCGUGGAUAAGUUCCGGAAAGGCGAAGCUCUGGAACUGAACAAGAUGUUGAUAGCGAAAGACAAGGCUAACACACACACAAGUUAUAUCUCUGGGCCCUGGUUCGACAUGUACCUGAAGUCUAGGGUGCCACUUCCGCUCAAUUACAACCCAUUUAUGGCUCUAAAAGAUGAUCCUAGGUCAGGAUACAAUGACCAACUGAUACGUGCAACCAACCUUGUGGUGUCUUCACUGCGUUUCAUGCGUUCUCUAAAGGCGGGCGUACUGGAACCUGUUGUCUAUCAUUUGGACCCGAAAAAGUCGGACACAAAGGCUUACAGGAGGAUGAUGAGGCUACUUCCGCAGAAAGUGUCUUGGUACGGUAGCUACCUCUACAAGGCGUUCCCGCUGGACAUGAGCCAGUUCCAGAACCUCUUCUGCAGCACUCGAAUACCAAAUCCUGGUCGCGACCAGCUCUUUUGUGACCCUGACGCCAAGCACCUGGUUGUUCUCUACAGGGGACACGUCUAUACAGUACAGGUGCUCGACAAUAAUGGAAACGUCGUCUCGCCGGACCAUGUCCACUCCUGUCUCGCCUACAUACUGUCUGACAAGAGCCCGCCUCCUGCCACACCAGUUCCAGCACUGACUUCGGAGAAUCGGGAUCAGUGGGCCAAGGUUCGAGCUGAGUUAGAAGCGCAGGGUAAUGCUGAUGCGCUGCGGAAAAUAGACAGCGCCAUAUUUGCUCUAGUCCUCGAUGAGCAGAGUUUCAAGUCCGACAACCUCGAAGACUUGGCGCAUAACUUCCUGCACGGUCCCGUAACUAAUAGGUGGUUUGACAAGUCCUUUUCGCUGAUCAUCACAAAGAGUGGCCAGGCUGCCCUGAAUUUCGAACACUCUUGGGGCGACGGUGUGGCGGUUCUGCGCUACUUCAACGAUCUCUUCAGCGAUUCGACGCAGCACAGUUUCGUCUCUCCAGGUGAAAAGCCCAGUGGAGCCAUUCAAGCUUCUGAUUUUGUACAGAGAAUAGAGUUCAGCACCAACCCGUCGAUAGCGUCGAGCGUGGAGAAGGCACUGCAGAACUACCAGAAGGCAACGAGUCCCCUGCGUAUAACGCCCUUCCUGUACCCCGCAGUGUCGAGGGAUUUUAUCAAGCAAAAAAACUUGAGUCCCGAUUCAAUAACGCAGCUAGUUUUUCAAUUGGCAUUCUUCCUGCAGUACGGCUUCACGCCGGCUACGUACGAGGCUUGUAGCACGUCUGCAUUCCGACACGGCCGCACAGAAACCGUCAGGGCGGCAACCAUGGCCACCAAGCGGUGCGUGGAAGCAUUUUGUGAGCCCGGAAAACUCAGUCCGAGCCGCGCCAGGGCCCUGAUCGAUGAGUGCACGAAAGUUCACAACCAGCUAACGAAGGAAGCCGCAAUGGGCCAGGGCUUCGACAGACACCUCUUUGCACUGCGGGUGAUGGCUGAGGAAAGAGGGGGGCAACUUCCCGAGCUGUAUCGUGACCCAGGCUAUGUCAAGGCCAAUCACUUCAUCGUCUCAACCUCAACCCUGUACGGAACUUCAUUCAGCGGAGGAGGAUUCGCUCCGGUGGUUCCGGAUGGCUACGGGCUCAGUUACGGCAUGCCGGAGGGCUACUUUGCUGUCGGGAUCUCUUCGUACCAUCCUCACAGGGACGGUCAAGGAUUGAGGGAUUGCAUGAAGGAAGCGCUGGACCGUAUUUGCAGUGUCCUCCUCGCUGAAGGAAGACAAUAGGAUAUAUAAAGUGGUGAUAAGGUUUCAAUUAUUGGGACCAUUUUUAUGGUGAUAUUACUUAAUUUUUUGUCGUUAUUAAUUUUGAUUUAAUAAUAUGGGGACUUACUGAUACUGCUGGCAGUAUUGAUGAAUAGAUCAUAAUCAUCAUCCUCUGUUUUUCCUUGAUCAAAGAUUUGUAUUAAAAUUUUUCCCACACAAUAUAUAUUUUCUACUGCA